AUGGCAGAGACACUAGGCGUUGUGUCUGGCAUCAUAGCCGUAGCCGACCUGACUUACACGGUGCUAGGUUACUUGAAAAGCGUCCAUGACGCUGGGAAGGAUAUCGAGGACUACAACCGCGAAGCACCUGAUUUCACUGAGCUGCUUACGAGUCUUGCCGUUCACGUCGCGAAAAAAGUGGAAAGGUUUAAGAAGAAAGUGGCGCCUGGGACUGGCCUUCGCGAGAAGCUCACCCAGCGUAUAACCUGGAAGUUCGUCAAAGAUGACGUCAAAGAGAUUCUGGAAAAGAUGGAACGAUUGAACAGUUUGAUCGUGAUUGCAUUGCAGAAGGACCAUUUCAAACUGUCUGAGGCAAUACACAGCAUAACGUCGAAGAUCAAAAACGACACUGCAGUCAUUAGAGCAACAGGAGAGCACCACACCACUGAGCUUGCCACUUUGGUAACUGAGGCUCACAAGCAGUCUGCUUUGUCCUCGGCUAUACUACAAAACACAAGCCAGAUCGAAUCUAUUCACGCCGAGGCUGGUUCUACUGAACAUGCAAAGCACAAGGCUCAGUUAAUGGAGUGGUUGUCCGAUCAUGGUCACAUCAAAGAGCAGCAGGAUAACGUAUCACGAUGCAAGGAGGGUACCGGCAUGCGGCUGUUGCACGAUCCCAAAUUCAAGGAAUGGGAAUCCGGAACAUUGGACACAUUGUUUUGUGUCGGCACGCCUGGUGCAGGCAAAACAGUGAUGUCUGCCAUGGUCGUUCGCCACCUGUUUCAAACCCCUCGGGUGUCAACUGACGAGGUUGCCGUGGCUUUCUUGUACUUCAGGUACGAUCUACGGGAUACACAGUCAACAGAGCGACUUCUUGGCAGCCUCAUACGGCAGCUGGCCGCGGUAGACUCCUUCAGUUGCGUCUAUUUUGUUGUAGAUGCGCUUGACGAGGGUGCAGUGCAGCAUACGAAGGGCUUGAUCUCAACAAUCCGAUGUUUACGGAAAGCCCGAAUAAAGCUCCUCGCGACGUCACGAUUCAUACCAGAGAUUCAAGCUCAGUUCGAAGACGAUCACUCAAUAGAAAUCAGAGGUUCCGACGUAGACAUCGAAAGCUACACAACGGAUCGACUGAGCGAGCUCCCACGUUGCGUGCAGAACAACUUACCUCUCCAAACAGAGAUCACUCAAGCGAUCGUUACGUCGACCCAAGGCAUGUUCUUGCUUGCCAAGCUUCACAUUGACUCGUUGAAGGACAAGAGGACCCUCAAAGCCAUGAGAAGCACUCUCGGGACAUUACCAAGUGGCUCCAGCGCAUACGAUACGGCAUAUGACGGGGCCAUGAAGCGAAUUUCCGACCAGUCGGAGAGCGACUAUAAGCUUGCGCAACAAGUUCUCGCUUGGUUAGUGCAUGCUAAGCGACCCAUCAGCGAGAUUGAUCUGGAAGCAGCGCUCGCCGUUGAACUGGGAGAAAGAUAUCUCGAUCCCGACAACAUUGUGCCUGUGAUGGAACUUUUGUCGCUCUGUGCCGGACUCGUCGCCCUGGAUAAAGAGUUGUAG
Diaporthe citri is the source of this 1536-nucleotide messenger RNA. RefSeq lists its product as uncharacterized. The record is from RefSeq and is a predicted model, not a curated record. The transcript is spliced from 4 exons. NCBI's taxonomy places the organism in Eukaryota, Fungi, Ascomycota, Sordariomycetes, Diaporthales, Diaporthaceae. The coding region runs from base 1 to 1536 and encodes 511 amino acids.